Molecule: messenger RNA, 1964 nt
Organism: Xenia sp. Carnegie-2017
Lineage: Eukaryota; Metazoa; Cnidaria; Anthozoa; Malacalcyonacea; Xeniidae
Exons: 5
Coding region: 178-1572 (464 amino acids)
Biological process (GO): regulation of signal transduction
Molecular function (GO): G-protein alpha-subunit binding
Source: RefSeq, a predicted model, not a curated record
UCCAGUCUGCUAUGUUCGUGGUAUUCAGCGUAAUUUAAUAUAAUGGCACUCUGAAGGAUGGGAAAUAACGUCGUCAGGACAACAACCGAAAUUUAAUUUUAAAUAUUUACAAUAAAAAGUCACUUCAAGAUUAAUUUUAAGCUAUGAAUUUUUGGAUGGCUUCUAAAAGGGAACAUAAUGGAAGAUACAAACGUCGAGCUGAACAAAGAGAACCUUGUUGAGUAUCUUCGAGAUGACGAUACGUUUGUGGAGUACUUGAACACAUUUCUUUCAUCGCCAAUCAACUUCCAGUGCUUUGAAACAAGAGUUUACUACGACAAACAAUUUGGCCUUUUGGAAGAAUUUACACAGAAACUAGUCAAAGAAGAUUGUGGAAAUAUUCAAAAGAGAUACGAUCCAACCAGAAACGAAGUCCAGACCAGUUACUGUGUCACAGUUCUCGAUCACCUAUCGACUUUAAAAUGGUUACAAAAGAACAGAUUAGAUGAAUUCGCGAGAAGUAUGAUUUUCGCAGAAUACAAGCUAUCAAAAGCUCUUUCAUCUGCUCAGGCAAAUUAUUUCGAGAGAAUCACUGGAAACAUCUCACGAGGAAAAACAUUCAUUACUGAAAUGAAGACAUGUGGAAACAUCUCACGAGGAAAAACAUUCAUUACUGAAAUGAAGACUUGUGGAAACAUCUCACGAGGAAAAACAUUCAUUACUGAAAUGAAGACAUGUGGAAAUGUCUCACGAGGAAAAACAUUCAUUACUGAAAUGAAGACAUGCGGAAACAUCUCACGAGGAAAAACAUUCAUUACUGAAAUGAAGACAUGGAAAAAUAUCUCACGAGGAAAAACAUUCAUUACUGAAAUGAAGACAUGCGGAAACAUCUCACGAGGAAAAACAUUCAUUCCUGAAAUGAAAACAUGUGGAAAUAUCUCACGAGGAAAAACAUUCAUUACUGAAAUGAAGACAUGGAAAAAUAUCUCACGAGGAAAAACAUUCAUUACUGAAAUGAAGACAUGUGGAAAUAUCUCACGAGGAAAAACAUUCAUUACUGAAAUGAAGACAUGUGGAAAUAUCUCACGAGGAAAAACAUUCAUUACUGAAAUGAAGACAUGCGGAAACAUCUCACGAGGAAAAACAUUCAUUACUGAAAUGAAGACAUGCGGAAACCUCUCACGAGGAAAAACAUUCAUUACUGAAAUGAAGACAUGUGGAAAUGUCUCACGACGAAAAACAUUCAUUACUGAAAUGAAGACAUGGAAAAAUAUCUCACGAGGAAAAACAUUCAUUACUGAAAUGAAGACAUGCGGAAACAUCUCACGAGGAAAAACAUUCAUUACUGAAAUGAAGACAUGCGGAAACAUCUCACGAGGAAAAACAUUCAUUACUGAAAUGAAGACAUGUGGAAAUGUCUCAAGAGGAAAAACAUUCAUUACUGAAAUGAAGACAUGCGGAAACAUCUCACGAGGAAAAACAUUCAUUACUGAAAUGAAGACAUGUGGAAAUGUCUCACGAGGAAAAACAUUCAUUACUGAAAUGAAGACAUGCGGAAACAUCUCACGAGGAAAACAUUCAUUACUGAAAUGAAGACAUGUGGAAAUGUCUCAAGAGGAAAAACAUUCAUUACUGAAAUGAAGACAUGCGGAAACAUCUCACGAGGAAAAACAUUCAUUACUGAAAUGAAGACAUGUGGAAAUGUCUCACGAGGAAAAACAUUCAUUACUGAAAUGAAGACAUGCGGAAACAUCUCACGAGGAAAAACAUUCAUUACUGAAAUGAAGACAUGGAAAAAUAUCUCACGAGGAAAAACAUUCAUUACUGAAAUGAAUACAUGGAAAAAUAUCUCACGAGGAAAAACAUUCAUUACUGAAAUGAAGACAUGGAAAAAUAUCUCACGAGGAAAAACAUUCAUUACUGAAAUGAAGACAUGCGGAAACAUCUCACGAGGAAAAACAUUCAUUACUGAAAUGAAGACAUGG